This is a messenger RNA of Entamoeba invadens IP1, 1428 nucleotides long. Its product is annotated as cation transporter, putative. The transcript has 2 exons. Gene Ontology annotation, biological process: potassium ion import across plasma membrane; intracellular potassium ion homeostasis. Gene Ontology annotation, cellular component: plasma membrane. The coding region runs from base 1 to 1428 and encodes 475 amino acids. Gene Ontology annotation, molecular function: high-affinity potassium ion transmembrane transporter activity. The record is from RefSeq and is a predicted model, not a curated record. NCBI's taxonomy places the organism in Eukaryota, Evosea, Mastigamoebida, Endamoebidae.
AUGGUUUAUGUAAUACUCGUCACUGUCAUCGGUGGAAUUUGCAUUCACUACAUUGAGUUGGACUAUAGUCAAGUCUCAUUCAUCGACGCAAUAUUUUUGUGUGUCUCUGGCGGGACAGGGACUGGACUUUCCACCAACGAUGUAUAUUUUAUGAAGACAUCAAGUCAAUUUAUCGUGUCAAUUUGUAUAACAAUAUGUGGAGUUGCCUUUGCGAGUGUUUGUAUUCCAAGCUUUAUUCGAUACUAUCGUUUGAAACAAAUUAUUCCACCAUCCGAGGAGACUACUGAGUGUGAAGAAUACACUUCGACUGACGAGAAAGAUGAUGUCAUUCAAAUCGAUAUAAUAACAUCAGAGACAUCGCCAUAUAAGUACAACUACUCUGUCGAAUUGGGAGCUGUGAAACUCUUUUGUAUCAUUGCAGUGAUGUACACACUUGUAUGUCAAUUCAUCGUUUUUAUGAUCAUUUUUAUCGAUUGCUAUUGCAACAAAAACACUUACGAUGUAUUAACUAAGGACAAAACGUCGCCAUUUUUCUUUUCGUACUUUAUUACAGUAUCGGCGUGGAACAAUGCAGGACUGUCGAUCAACUCUCCACACCUUCAAAUUUCUUCGGAUUAUGUAAUUGUCAUAUCCAUCACAAUUCUUUCAAUUCUUGGCAACUGUGGAAUUCCAAUUGGAAUUCGAUACACAAUCUUUGUGCUCCACAGACUCACCGAACCUCGCAAUAUGAAAAUUUUAACGAAAAACCUUCCGUACUUGUAUAUACUGAAAUCGCCUACAAGGAUAUCUGCAUAUCUUUUCUCUUCGACACAAACGAAGUUAUUACUUGUGAUAUUCUUCUUACUCUUAUUUGUCCAAACAAUGUUCUUUGUCUUGCUUAACAGAGACUGCCAGGUGGACUAUGUUUUGGUGUUAGGACUUGCGCAGGCUGGAGUCACUCGAACAGCUGGGUUCCAGUUUGUCUCGUCGUUUGCAGAACUUCAUGACAUAGUGAAUAUCAUCUACAUUUUCACAAUGUUUGUUGGUUCGUACCCAAUACAGAUGAUCAGAGACUAUCGUGAUAAACAAGUUUCUAUACAGGCAGGGUACUUCCCAAAUAAAAGUAAUUUACAGACGAUGAUAUCAUACUUCUCUGAUAUUAUUUUUUCACAUGCAAUGAUCGUCUUCUUUUUUACUAUAUUUGUGAUGGCAGUUGUUGCGAUGGAAAAACCCGAAGAACACACCGCUUUGACUGUUUUGUUUGAAGUGACAAGUGCGUUUGGCACAGUCGGGUAUUCAUUAGGGUAUCAGAACAAACCGUAUUCUUUUAGUGGUGGUUUAAGUAAUAUAGGAAAAAUAUCAAUCAUAGUAGUCAUGCUUCUUGGCCGUGUUAGAGGGUUUCCUUCACAACUGUAUCCGCCCGAUUACUACAAAACCCACUCCGACUAA